CAGUUGGGACAUGAGUGUUGUCAGAGACUGUUAACUAGUAAAGGCGCACGCACGCACACACACACACACACACACACACACACCGUGUCCGGGAUGAGGGACUGCAGCAGAGUGUUCGGGAGCAGAGUGUAUUUGGAGCCUAAAACUCCGAGACCGGUAAAGAAAGGCGAUGUCAUACUUACUUCAAUGCCCUUCGCUCAUGCUUUCAGCUGCAAUUACUUGUCCAUGUACUGCGAUGCCUGUGCCGUGCCCUUAAGGGAGCGCAUCCCUGCAACCGUGCGGAGGACUGCAGGGUGGUGUGGUACUGCAGUGAUGAAAUGCCGUGGAAGACAGUCAGACUUGGCACCGCCUGGAGUGUUUAGUUCUCAAGAGAAGGAAGCACACAACCCCACCUAACAGCUUUGUCAGGCUGCUAGCCAGGGUGAUCUUCAGGCUCAGGGAAGGAGGCGACAGAUACGUAGAAAAGUAUUGUGAAAAGGGGCGCUCGUCGCUUCCGGGACUUAAUGAACCGUAGGUGACGGCGAGGGUGACGGGCACUAAAGCUUAGAUUAAUUAAUAUACAGUGAAGUAUGUUACAUGCUUACUGCUCAUUAAUUAACUCGAGGACUGGGGGACACUUCUCAUCAUAAAAGUGUGCUAUGAGACUAUGCCGACCUAAAGACAUGUGAGGAUAUGAAGCCAGAAAUCGAUAAGACUUUGACAGAACUCCGACACUACAUUGGUGAGAGAAACCUCCCUAACGACAGCGAUUUGCUUGGCAUCUUUGGAAGGACACUGGUCAACUGCUUCUCCUUCAUGGACAAAAACUUGCUAAGCAUUGGGUGUGCAGUGUAUCUCGCUGCCUCCAUUUUUGACAACAAUUGUACACCUAAUUGUUUUGUCACGUUUUCAGGUUUAAAAGUUGAGGUCAGAAGCCUGAUAAAUAUGCCUGACCUUGACUUAGCUAAGUGUUACAUUAGUUACACAGAUGUCAUCAGCACAUCUGCCGCCCGUCGAGAGGUACUCUACAAGGGCUGGUUUUUCCUGUGUGAAUGCAAAACAUGUCUCGAUGAGGAGAGGGCUAAGUAUGAAAAUUCCAUCAAGUGUGAAAUUUCGAACUGUCAAGGCAUUGUAAGUCUUCCUGAAGCUUCUGAUACUGUUCAACAAAUAAAGUUGAAAAUUAAAGCUGCAAGAGAGAGAGAAGAAAAGAGAAGAGAGAAAGAAAAGGAAGGUGAAGGGAGGAGAAAAUGGAGAAGAGAAGAAGGAAAAAAGUAUAGUGGAGAUGAAGGGAAAGAAAAGACAAAGGAUAAAGAAGUAAAUGGAGAAGAGAGAAAUGAAGUGGAAGCACCAAGAUGUAGUGUGUGUGGAUGGACCCCAAGCAGCGAGAAGCUCAAGCAAUAUUGGAACACAGUGGCCUUUACCAAGAAACAAUUGAAGGCCAUGGACCAGAACAACUUGAAUAUUGAAUACUGCCUACAAACACUGGAGAAGCUAACAAACUUUUCACCUAGAAAUGCCUGGAAGGUUAAAAUUCUGGACUUAAGUUUCAAUGCUGCAAUCCUGAACAGCUGCUGGAGUCUAGCACUUAAGUAUGGAGAGGAAAAUCUAGAUGGAAUGAGGUUCUACUACAGUGACAACAGUCCCGUACUCUCCCUCUUCCUCUUCAACCUUGGAAAGGCAAAGAUUUAUCUGAAGGAGUUUCGAGAGGGCCUUCAUAUCCUGGAGGAAGCAGAAUUGUUUCUCACAACAGGACUGGGCACCUCUCACCCACUUGUUGAAGAACUGCACCAGCUCACCUUGCUUGCUAAUGAGGAUCGUGAAAUAUGCCUUGAGAGAUGGUCAACAGCAACCAAGAAGGAUGAAAAGCGACAACUCCAUCAGGUUCACAGCUCUGGAGAUGAAGCACUAGCUAAGAUUUUUGCUACUCUCAAUCAAAUUUCUCAUUCAUCACCACAAAAUCUAAGUGGUGUGUAGUUAAGUUGCUUCUGGUCAAAAUAGGAUUAGAAACUGCAACAGAUUUGUAAUGGACUAUGUAGUCUUGUUUUAUAUGGUUCCCUUAAAUGGUCAAGUAAAAUUAUUAGGAGUGAAAAAUUAUUGUGCAAGGUUCAAUAUGUUUUUAAGAUGUUGGUGAUAAGGAAAAUUAAUUGUUGAUGCUUAAUAAAUAUUUGAACAUAUGAACAA
Molecule: messenger RNA, 2160 nt
Organism: Scylla paramamosain (green mud crab)
Lineage: Eukaryota; Metazoa; Arthropoda; Malacostraca; Decapoda; Portunidae
Exons: 9
Coding region: 673-1953 (426 amino acids)
Cellular component (GO): nucleus
Molecular function (GO): protein binding
Source: RefSeq, a predicted model, not a curated record